GAAGCCUCGAUGUUUUUUUGAUGAACAAAGACUAAAAAAACAAACCAUUGUACAUGUUAGAAUUUAUCUGAACUAAAAUUUUCUUGUGCACAAUGAGGUAGUCAUUUAAUAAAGUUAAAGUUCUUGACAUCCCCUCGUUUCUUUUGAAAUUGGAAGUUUAUCCCCAAAAUUUAUACGGAUUGUUCUACAAAAGAAAUAAAACUUAUUGUGGGCUUUCAUUAAACAAAAUCCCUUAUCGCUGCCGCUGAGGUAUACAAUGAAACCGUUCGAUCUCAACAUCUCUUUCCGUUCGUGCUAAUUGUCGUUUUUUCUACUUCAUUCUUGAUUCCACUCGUUAUCGGCUUUCUCCGUCUGUGGCGCCUCAGCUUCGAGCAAUGGUACUCACCAACUUCAAUGGAGCUGGCGUUGGAUUCGGAAUGCCUUUGAACUUCUUGGGCCUUGGCGCGGGUGGUGGGUGUGGCGUUGGAUUAGGACUUGGAUGGGGAUUUGGCACAGCUUUCGGGAGUAAGUAUCGGUCCUCAAGGAUGAUAUUUCAGGGAAUGGAAUUUGACAACAAGGAUCAAAAUCAGAGUUAUGAUAUGAAGGACUCAAAAGAUUUAUCCAGAAAUUCCAGAAAAGUUUGAGCUUAAUAGCUAGUUUAAAUCCUUUGAACUCUUUUUGGAUGGAAUUGUGACAACAUCUGAUCGUAUACUUGCACCGCACUACAUCUGAUUGUAUAGAAAUUACCUUUCUUUUGUCCACUAAUUUUUCAGAAAAACAGUAAAGUUUAUAAAUCUCUUAACCGUAAGGUCACUCACGAUCUCUGCACCAAUCUUCAUGCGGAUUGUGCUUUCAACCAGAAUUACUUUGCAUGGUUUCAAAAGCUUGGUCAUGUGAUCCAUGGCGGCUACUUUGUUCGUUCUAUUGCCUUCUUAUAUAUAUGUAGCGUUAUUUUUUCUUCCAUCGUGCAGUUGCAAUUAGUUGGCGAAUAGACAUGACAAGAAAUUGUUUGAUUUCACGGGGGCACAUCCUUUUCUGUCUUUUCCUCUUCAAUAAUAUUCUUGACGCUGCCAGUACAAGAAAAUUGAUGCUUGGGAGUGGUGUGAUUACUCAUGAAAUGGGAAAUGGACUUCCAGACUACUCAAACUUUAAAAAGGAAGUUCAUCGUUUAGAGUUCACGAUUGGAGGUUACGGGGGAGUAUCAGCUGGUGGUGGUGUCGGGACUAAGGGAGGAGCCUUUGGCUCAGGUUCUGGGUCUGGUGGGACUGGAGGUGGUGGAUUUGGUCCGGGCAUUGGUUAUGGAUCGGAUGGUGGCUUUGGACCUGGAAUUGGGUAUGGCUCAGGUUCAGGCAUUGGUGGUGUGAGUGGCGGGUUCGGUGGUUCAGUUGGCAUUGGAGGUGGUGGUGGAAUAAGUGGGUCAGGUGGUAUUGUGGGCAGCGGUGGCGGUGUACUAGGCGGUUCAGGUGGCAUCGUGGGUGGCAUUGGCGGUGGAGUAGGUGGUGUUGUGGGCAAUGGUGGCAGAGGACUAGGCAAUUCAGGUGGUAUUGUGGGUGACAGUGGCGGUGGAGUAAGAGGGUCGGGAGGUACGGGUGGUGGUUAUAGUGGUUCGGGAGGCACGGGUGGUGGUUAUAGUGGUUCGGGAGGCACAGGCGGUGGUUAUAGUGGUUCGGGAGGCAUGGGUGAUGGUGUUGGUGGUGGUUAUGGAGGCAACAUGAAUAGUCCUUGAUUAAUGAGUAAAGCGUAUUUGAGCAAUGAACAACUCACACUAAGAUGAUAAACUGACAAAUUUUUCUUAAUUAAGAAGACAAAUAAAGAUAAUUGUUCCGUUUAUGUUUUUAUAGUUAAUGCAACAGAGAAAAGAGCACUAUUUUUCUA
Molecule: messenger RNA, 1854 nt
Organism: Cucumis sativus (cucumber)
Lineage: Eukaryota; Viridiplantae; Streptophyta; Magnoliopsida; Cucurbitales; Cucurbitaceae
Product: protein TRIGALACTOSYLDIACYLGLYCEROL 5, chloroplastic
Exons: 3
Coding region: 974-1705 (243 amino acids)
Source: RefSeq, a predicted model, not a curated record